Molecule: messenger RNA, 483 nt
Organism: Orbilia oligospora ATCC 24927
Lineage: Eukaryota; Fungi; Ascomycota; Orbiliomycetes; Orbiliales; Orbiliaceae
Exons: 3
Coding region: 1-483 (160 amino acids)
Biological process (GO): translation
Cellular component (GO): cytosolic small ribosomal subunit; ribosome
Molecular function (GO): structural constituent of ribosome
Source: RefSeq, a predicted model, not a curated record
AUGGCUACCGAAUUAACCGUCCAGUCGGAACGUGCGUUCCAGAAGCAACCACAUAUCUUCCUCGCCCACAAGGCAUCCUCGCAGAAGAAGAAGGCAGGAAAGGGCCGAAGAUGGUACAAGAGCGUUGGAUUGGGCUUCAAGACCCCAAAGGCCGCCAUUGAGGGUGGUUACAUUGACAAGAAGUGCCCUUUCACUGGUCAGAUCUCCAUCCGUGGACGUAUCCUCUCCGGAACUGUCAUCUCCACCAAGAUGCACCGAUCCCUCGUCAUCCGUCGACCAUACCUCCACUUCAUCCCCAAGUACAACCGUUAUGAGAAGAGACAUCACAACGUACCGGCCCACGUUUCGCCGGCUUUCCGUGUUGAGGAUGGCGACUAUGUUACCAUUGGACAAUGCAGGCCAUUGAGCAAGACUGUCCGCUUCAACGUCCUCCGAGUACAGAGCAAGAAGGCCAAGGGCUCCAAGCAAUUCUCGAAGUUCUAA